AUGACUCGUAUUCUACUCACUGGUGGAAGUGGCUUCAUUGCCGCUCAUGUUCUUGAGACUCUACUCGCUCGUGGCCAUUCGGUCGUGACAACCGUUCGCUCCCAACAAAAGGCCAAUGCCAUUCUCCAGGCGCAUCCGGAACUAGGAAGAGAUCGUCUGGACUGUGCUAUUGUGGAAGAUAUUGCGCAUAUGAAUGCAUUCGACCAAGCGGUUGUCUCAGAUCCACCUUUUGAGGCUGUCCUGCACACGGCAAGUCCGUAUCACUUCAAUGCUAAAGAUGCAAAGACGGAACUGUUGGAUCCAGCUAUCAUCGGGACUACUGGUAUCUUGAAGUCAAUACAGAAAUACGCCCCGACGGUCAAACGGGUAGUAGUGACAUCCUCUUUUGCGGCGAUUAAUGACGUUUAUGCAAAGGCUGCUGGCAAAGUUUACUCAGAGGCCGAUUGGAGCCCCAUCACCGAAGCUCAAGCCUAUGAAAGUCCCGCCAAUGCCUACCGCGCUAGUAAGACCUUUGCAGAACGCGCCGCCUGGGAAUUUGUCGAAAGAGAGAAGCCGGGGUUCAGCCUCUCCGUCAUAAACCCGCCGCUCGUUCUGGGCCCUAUUGCACACGACCUCGCCUCUCUAAGCGCCCUGAAUACAUCUAACCAAAGAAUCCGUGAUCUAAUUUCGGGGGCGGCCAAAGACCGCUGUCCGCCAACGGGAAAUUAUGGCUUUGUCGAUGUUCGCGAUCUGGCUCUGGCGCAUGUUCUCGCUGCGGAGAAGGAGGAUGCGGGUGGGAAGCGCUUUUUCACUGUAUCAGGCCAUUUCUCGAAUAAGGAAAUUGUAAGGAUUAUCGGCGAGGAGUUCCCUGAGUUCCGUGAUCGAUUGCCCACCGGCGAUGCUUUGAUCCCUGGGGACUAUCCGGCAGAUGGAGUAUAUGGCUUCGAUAAUAGUCGGGCAAAGAACAUUCUGGGUGUCAAGUUUCGCUCGCUGAAAGAGUGUAUAGUAGAUGCGGUAAAGAGUUUGGUGGCUUUCGACACUGAAUUGACUAAAUGA
Messenger RNA from Penicillium lagena, 1035 nucleotides. RefSeq names its product SDR family oxidoreductase. Lineage: Eukaryota; Fungi; Ascomycota; Eurotiomycetes; Eurotiales; Aspergillaceae. The coding region runs from base 1 to 1035 and encodes 344 amino acids. Gene Ontology annotation, molecular function: oxidoreductase activity, acting on the CH-OH group of donors, NAD or NADP as acceptor. The record is from RefSeq and is a predicted model, not a curated record. The transcript has 5 exons.